UUUACGCUCAUUCGCACGAGGGUUUGCUUCGCACUACUGCAAAGCGACUAGGUACCAAGUUGGUUGGUGACAUGCAUGCUUGUUCAGGGUGUUCGAUGUCAAAGGCUAUUCGAAAAGGAAUCGUUAGAGAAACUAAACGUAGAUCGGAUAAAAAGUUGGGCAGAGUUUUGUUGACCUGGGAGGAAGGAAGGACAUUGCGUUCGUUGGGGGUAAAUAUUAUCCCAUGAUUGUGAAGGAUGAUUUCACGAGACGUACAUGGAUGUAUUUCCUGAGAAAUAAAUCAGACGCUGGCAGUGCAUUCCGGACUUUUCUUGCGAGUGUGCGUGCUAAUGGUGUCCCGUCAUUCGUUGAGAUUGUUAGAUCUGACAACGGAGGGGAGUUUUUCGGGGGGGAGUUUGCAUCUGUGUGCAAUGAGCUCUUGAUCAAACAAGAGUUCACACCGGCUUAUAGUCCGCAAUAUAAUGGUGUUGCAGAGCGUGGGCUGGGAUUGAUAGAAGAGGCCGCGAUGGCGGCUCGUAUUCAGGCUAAAGUUCUUUUUGGGCAUGUGCAGUUACCUAAGACUGAUAAACUCUGGGCUGAGGCUAUGCACUGGGCUUGCGAAGCGAUUCAUCACACCGCGUGUUCUGCUAACCCCGACUCUAUGUCGCCGUAUGAAAUGUGGUAUGGUGAACCUCGUCCCGCUAGACCGUAUCCGUUUUUGAAGCCAGCGUACUGCAGGUGGCAGCGACCGACAAAGCUGCUGCCGAAGGGUGAGAGUUGCUUUUAUGUCGGUCCUUCGAGAGACCACCCGCGUGAUUGUCAUAGAGUACUUACGAGGGCUGGGACUAUACAGGAAACGAGGGAUGUGACGUGGGAGGUGUUGCAGUCACAGCUCCCUCCGCUGCAACCUUCUCUGCCAAUAGAGCUCGCAGAAGAGGGAGGGGAGGAUAGUGACGACAAUGUUGAAACCGAGGUAUGGCCGCUUGUAGGAAGAGGAGUUGCUCACACACUUUUGAAACGUGAUGCAGUGCCUUCUGGUGCGAGAGUCGAGGAGGUUGAGAGUGUUGGCGCAGGAAGUGUAGGCCCAUCAUUUUCUGUUCCAUCUUCCCCUGCUGAACCGUCGUCCCUCGCGAACAAUUCUUUUGAUAGUGUAGCCUCUGUGUCUUCUCCAAUGCCUGUGAAUGACGGGGAAGGCCAGGGAGGGCAGGAAUCAGGGAAAUUAGAGAUAGGGGAUCCGGGAGGGGAUGAUGAGGAAGAAUCGAUGGAACAGGGAGGGCAUGAUGAUGAAGAGUCGAUUAGGUCGGGAGGACCGGUAGAGGCGGAGGCACCCCCUCCAGCCGCUCGUCGUCCGCGGCAUGUGGCCGAGCUUGCUGACUUUAAUACUGCUUCGCGUGAGAACGAUGAAGUGAAAGAAGGUAGGACUCGCGCGCAAACUCGUGCAGUCAACCAGCAGAGUNUUAAUACUGCUUCGCGUGAGAAUGAUGAAGUGAGAGAAGGUAGGACUCGCGCGCAAACUCGUGCAGUCAACCAGCAGAGUGUUCCGGGCCUUGUGGCCAGCCUAGGACCCAUCUCCGCUACGGAGUUAGUGUAUACACUGAUGUCGGAGCAGAGAGCAGGUGAUGAGACGGAAUUGCCGAAAGAACUGGUUCAGGAUGUUGAGUCAGUACCUGAUAGUUAUCAGGAAGCCCAGCGUUCAAAGUACGCAAAGAUUUGGGAGGGAGUCAUGUCUGCUGAGGUUGAAGGCUUGAUAAGAGCAGGAACGUUCACGUUAGCAGCAAAAGUCCCGAUAGGCUGUAAUGUGAUAGAUGCUAGAUGGGUUUUCAAAUGGAAAGCAGACGAAACAGGAAAGAUAGUGAAGGCCAAGGCUAGGCUUGUAGCGAAGGGCUUCAAGCAGAAGUAUGGUGUGGACUAUCUUGAGACUUUCUCGCCUACCGCAAAUGCUGCAUCUCAUAGAUUGGUAGUGGCGUUGGCGUGCAAGUACAACUUGGAAUUACUCCACUGGGAUAUUGAACAAGCAUUUGUUCAGUCGGAAUUGGAUUACGAGGUGUUCAUGAAGUUGCCUCCUGGCUGUGGUUCGAUGUCAGGAAAGGUUGUCCGUUUGAACAAGAGUUUGUACGGAUUGAAGCAGGCAUCUAGAACAUUUUACAAGAGGCUGGUGUCGGAGCUGAAGAGGAUUGGUUUCGAGCAGUCUAUGUCUGACCCCUGUGUCCUGCGUUUCAUGAUGGGAGACGAGGUAGUGGGGAUGGUCGCAAUUCAUGUGGAUGACUUUCUGUAUGCAGGAACGAAGAGUCUGGCUGAGUUGGUAGUGGCAGCACUAGGUGACUCUCUUCCCACGAAGAAUUUGGGCGAGGUCAGGUUCUUUCUUGGUUGCGCAUUCGUUCGCGACCGCGAGGCUGGUACGAUUGAGAUGUCUCAAGAGAGUUACAUCAGGAGUGUUCUUGAGAGAUUCAAUGUUUGUCGCACCAGCUCGAUCCCUGCUUCCCCUACUAACGAUUACAGGUCCGUGAUGGAGGAUGAGGGGGCAGGAGAUGUGCCGUUCCGAGAGGUGGUGGGGAGCCUGAUGUGGAUCGCCAACCAGACGAGGCCCGACAUCUCGAAUGCUGUGCGGGCGGUGGCAAGGCACUCUCACGAGCCAAAGAAAAGUCACUGGAAGGCUGCUCAGAAGAUUCUAAAUUAUCUUCUGGAAACGGCACAUCUAACUCUAAAAUUCAAACCGGAUAAUUCAGUAGACGCAAGCACAUUAGUGUACGUAGAUGCUGAUUUUGCGAGCAAGGCCAACGACCGUAGAUCAGUUUCGGGAGCAAUAGUGCUUGUGGCUUCGACGCCUGUGGUUUGGAUUUCUAAAACGCAGAAAUGCAUUUCACAGUCGACUUCUGAGGCAAAGUAUCUUGCGAUGGGUGACGGUGUAAAGGAGGCUCUGUUUGUGAAUGGAAUGCUUCAGUUCCCGAGACCUAGUGCGAAGCCUCGGAAGAUAUACAGACGUCCUCGAGGACAACGAAGGAGCGGUUGCGCUCGCAGAGAAUCCGCUUAG
This is a messenger RNA of Ectocarpus sp. CCAP 1310/34, 3010 nucleotides long. The record is from the annotation of a GenBank genome assembly. Lineage: Eukaryota; Phaeophyceae; Ectocarpales; Ectocarpaceae.